GGAAUUUAAAAGGCAGCUUCUUCACACCGGGAUAGGAGGAAGACAGCCGCGGAGAUAAUACCGCUGCAGACAAUUAAAGUGAAAUCCCAAGAUUCUUCUCAGUCGACUCCCCGCGUGACAGUAAACCACUCACUUGAAGAUUAAACCAAGUAUACCCCCGCUCCAGAGAAUUGCCCUCUUAGAUGCCGCUCAGUCUCCGUGUUUGCAAAUGGCUUGCUGUCUGAAGGACGAGCUACUCUGUUCCAUCUGCCUCAGCAUCUACCAGGACCCCGUGAGCUUUGGCUGCGAGCACUACUUCUGCAGGAAGUGCAUCACCGAGCACUGGAGCAGGCAGGAGCCUCACGGAACACGGGACUGCCCCGAGUGCCGGAGGACCUUCACUGACCCUCUCCUCUCGCCGAGUCUCAAGUUGUCCAACAUUGUGGAGCGCUACUCGGCCUUCCCGCUGGACGCCAUCCUCAACGCUCAGAGGAGCUCCUACCCCUGCAAGGACCACGAGAAGGUGAAGCUCUUCUGCCUCACUGACAAAAGUCUGGUGUGCUUCUUCUGCGACGAGCCGGCGCUCCACGAGCAGCACCAAGUAACCACUAUCGACGAGGCUUACGAGGAGAUACAGAGGGAGAUGAAGGAGCAGCUGGCCACCCUGCAGGACAGUGAGAAGGGCCAUACUGAGGCCCUGCAGCUCCUGCAAAGACAACUUACUGAGACCAAGUCCUCAGCCAAGAGUCUACGCGCGACCAUUGGAGACGCGUUCGAGCGCCUUCACCGCUUCCUCCGGGAGCGUCAAAAGAGCAUGCUGGAAGAGCUUGAGAUGGACACGGCCCGCAAGCUGUCCGACAUCGAACACAAGAUCCAGCGCUACAGCCAGCAGCUGCGUGACGUCAAGGAGGGCAUCCAGAUCCUGCAGGAGCGCCUCAACGAGACAGGACGACACGACUUCCUGGAGGGAGUAGCCGUCACGUCUGAGAGGUGCUUCAACUGCCCCGAGUUUGCUAAAACAGUUCCACUAUCAUCACUGCAGUCCAAUAAGAAAAGAAAUGUGGUUGUAAACACAUUGGCAAGAAGGAUCAGGAUUAAAGGGAAGAUACAUGAGACCAAUCUGACGUAUGAAGACUUCCCGACAUCCAAGUACAUGGGGCCCUUGCAGUACACAAUAUGGAAGUUGCUCUUCCAGGAUGUCUCACCAGUGCCAGCAGCAUUGACCCUCGACCCUAUCACAGCCCACCAAAGACUGAUCCUCUCAGACGACUGUACCAUAGUGGCCUACGGGAAUCUCCAUCCGCAGCCUCUGCAGGACUCCCCGCGCCGAUUUGACGUGGAGGUGUCUGUUCUGGGCGCAGAGGGCUUUGUGUCGGGCGUCCAUUACUGGGAGGUGAUGGUGUCAGAGAAGACCCAGUGGAUGAUCGGCGUGGCAAACGAGACAGUCAGCCGCAAGGGCAGCAUCCAGAUCCAGCCCAGCCGGGGCUUCUACUGCAUCGUUAUGCACGACGGGAACCAAUACAGCGCCUGCACCGAGCCCUGGACCCGCCUCAACGUAAAGAGCAAGCUGGAGAAGGUGGGGGUGUACCUGGACUACCCCAAAGGCCUGCUCAUCUUCUACAAUGCAGACGACAUGUCCUGGCUCUACACCUACCGAGAGAAAUUCCCCGGCAAGGUCUUCCCCUACUUCAGCCCGGGCCAGAGCCAUGCCAACGGCAAGAAUGUGCAGCCGCUGCGAAUCAACACUGUACGCCUUUAAGAGCUAUACACCUCUGUGGUCGUGAUUGUCCUGACAGAUGAAUCCAUCACUGGUGAAUUCACAGGACUUGUGUAGGUUUCAAAAGAUGUUCAAGAAAUCAGUUAAAAAAAUGUUUAAUAGGGUGUCUGAAAUGUUUAUUUCUCUCCUUCAGUUCAAGAAUUGUGCUCGAUGUUGCUCUUAAAACCUGCGCUGUUUUUUGUGACUUGAAACGACCAUUCAAUAAUGGCCUGCACUUGAGCUUCAUUCCACAUCUUUAAAUGAGAAGAUGACACUAAAUGGAGACAGAGGGGACCCUGGGGUCCUCUGGGGUCUGUGGCAGAGAUGUAAAAUAAAAAUGUAAAAAACAAAGUGAUUUUCCCUCUCAAAGUGACUGUCCCAGGCACACCUUGCACACUCCCAGAGGGCACUGCCCUCUUUAUCAAGCUCCAGCCUCGUCAGACUUGAUGUCCCCUCUCUGUCCAGGCAAGCGUACACUGAAGACUGGUCACUUGUCUUCUCUGUGCUGUAUAGUUGGCUUAGCUUUGUGUGUGGAACGUGAUCAACAGCACUCUGCUCCUGUCUUUUUUUUUGGCUAAUGUUUGGCCAGCAAUCCACCCUGAGCUUGUCGAGUCUGUUUUAUUUCUGUCCGAGACCAUGAUGUUGGUUCCUUCUGCAGCUCACAUCCACAUAUGUCUGUUCAGUCUUUGUCAUUGCAAGUAGCACAAAGCUCUUGUUCUGUGUGUGCACCAGCGAUUGUUCAUGCCACUUAAAACAAACUAAACGAAUCAAAAAGUAGUUCAUAGGCUGCCCAUCCUUAUCCACUGCCCUGUCCUACCCACAUGUGGUGGGAAAGUCUGUUUGGAUUGUCCAGAAAUAUGCUGCUAUUGAUGGAGUAAGAACUUGCAUGUUUGUGUAUUUGAGUAUUAAGGGUUAAAAGGAAUUUUCUCAUCAUGCUGGCUCAUGUUUAAGCUUCCGCUCUUUCCCCCAAAAUCACAAAUAUGCUAGCCCUUAGCAUAUACGAUACCUGUGGGAUAUUUGUCAACUUCAGUGUUUCCAGUCGUUCUUUUAAAAUCAAUGUUAUUUAAAAUCAUAUCAUUUAUGUAGAUGAAGUCGAGCUGUGUGUUUUGGGAAAUGAUGGUUAUCAAGGGAAAUUUGGAUGGAUGGAUGGAUGGAUGGACUUUAGCACUAAUAUACUAUUCCUAUGAGACUGGCAUUCCCAAGGCUGCUGCUGUGUUAGAUAAUGACAGAAUCACUGAGAAUUCCUCUGAGGCUCACCCAUGUUUAUUUCUUUGCCCCACGUGCCUCAAGGGCUCUUGUUUAUCAGUAGUUGUACACAAGUCCUGCAGAAUCUAAGAGGCUCCGGUCACUCAGCCAAGUCCAGCAUACUGCUGUGUGUGUGUGUGUGUGUGUGUGUGUGUGUGUGUGUGUGUGUGUGUGUGUGUGUGUGUGUGUGUGUGUGUGUGUGUGUGUGUGUGUGUGUGUGUGUGUGUGUGUGUGUGUGUGUGUGUGUGUGUGUGUGUGUGUGUGUGGGGGGCGGGCAUGUGCGGGUAUGUUUGUACGGCCUGGUUCAGCUAUAAUUUUAAAUCCAGCUUUGGUUGUACUUGAUAAAGCCCAUCUGGCCGUUAAAGCGUACCCAUGCAGUGGCCAAAAGUGAUUAUGACAAAAUACUUUGUUAUCAGGUAGAACUUAACAGAUUUUUCUUUGGUUAAUGUACAACAGCAAAAAACAAUACAAAAAGAACAGUCACCUCACCCUUAAUUUUCCACUGUACAUCUUUGCAUUCGUACGUGUGUUGUCUGUGUUGUCUGUUUAAAAGAAAAUCGGGGCAGUGCCCUUGUUUUUGUAGGAUGUGAUUCCAGUAUUUGCAGUACGAUACAAACGAGGGUCAAAUGAGCAUUUGCAAGUUAUUCUUGGUCUUUGUUUUAGCUUGCACAGACCUGUAGGGGUCUGUUUUUAAGAAGGAGAUCUGCUAUGUUGUCUGAAUAAUGUUGCUGAAUAAAACCUGGAACACGUCUUUUUACAUCAGUCUGUUUUCUGGGAUGUACAAACUGCAAAUAUAUCCAGAUUACCCAGUAAACCUGCUUUGUGAAACAGGAUUUAUAUAAAUAUGUGUGAAGAUAAUAAUUUAAAAAAAAGUUUAGACAAUCAGGACAGUAUUUAGUAAUUUUACUUCUCCCCAAUUGACCCCAUGAAUUGUCCCUGAGAAGUAAAUCCCAACCAGCAGGUGCUUCAUGCAUGUUAAAACAAGUGCUCAAAUCUGACCCCAGUUUGCUGUCUCCAUUAAAGACGUUCUGUUUGAAUAUUAAGAAGGAGAUUAUUGUGACGUGGUGUUGGGUUACUGGUGGUGGUGAUGACGCUAAUGGUUAAAAUGAUCAUGAUGAUAACUAUGACACUUUUAAUGAUUAUAAUGAUAAUUGUGUCUUUUGAUGAUGGCAGCUGUGCACCCAUCAUUGUGUGAACACACUCUAGUGUGCUUUUGCUGCUGGAGGUUUGUGAGAAAUGUUUUAAUGUACAAUAAAUUACUGCUAAAAUCUC
This is a messenger RNA of Dicentrarchus labrax (European seabass), 4252 nucleotides long. RefSeq names its product E3 ubiquitin-protein ligase TRIM62. Gene Ontology annotation, biological process: innate immune response; positive regulation of canonical NF-kappaB signal transduction. Lineage: Eukaryota; Metazoa; Chordata; Actinopteri; Moronidae. Gene Ontology annotation, molecular function: zinc ion binding; protein binding. The record is from RefSeq and is a predicted model, not a curated record. The transcript is spliced from 6 exons. Bases 209 to 1738 code for a protein of 509 amino acids.